GCUUAUUGUUGAUACGGAAACUCAAAUCGCAACAAGUAGUUAGGAAUUUUAUGUGCAUAAAUAGGAUUUUUAUACAAUUGUUAUAAAUAAUAUUAUUUAUUAGGUGAAUACAAACCACAUAUUGUAGAUAAUUUUUUGUUUUUGUUACAUUAUCAGACUAUAAUAAAUACAUGCAAUUUUUUAUUUAAUAAAUUGCAUUAAUUAUGAAUUACAUCAUGCAUAUUUUUGGUUUGAUUUUUUUUUACUGGAAUGGUUUCAUCAUCAAACAUCGUACCAGUACUUAUUACACAAACAACAGUGAUCGGUUUCUUGGCAUCUGAAUUGCAUUCCGCAUCGGGACUCCAGUCAACGACUAUUUUGGAGACUUCAACUAUAACAGAUGAAAAUGUUGAUGACGAUUGUAUCUGCACACCUUAUUAUAAUUGUAAAACUUAUACACAGGCUGCUGACGGUCACGAGCUUAUAGAUAUAAGAAUAAACAUGGCUCCAUGUCAAAGUUAUCUUGACGUUUGUUGUAAUGAUACAAAAAUAACCGAAAACUAUCAGCCAAAUAAUCCAGAUACUACGGAGAGUAACUGUCAUUGCCCUAAUCCCGAAGAUUAUAGUAAAGAACCCGAUAUUGACCAAAUACAUGUUACUAAAAAUCCGUCUUAUGGCACAAACGAAGAUCAUACUAAAGAAUCAUCUGUUGACCACAAUGGAGAUUAUACUACGAAGCCAUUAGAUAGUCAUACAAGUGAUUAUAAUACUAAAGAACCAUAUGUUAACCAUAAUGAAUAUCACACUAAAAACCCAUACGACAGUCAAACAGAUAAGUAUACUAAGACCUCGGAAGGCCCCAAAGAAGAUUAUACUACAGAAUCGUUUGUAGAUCUAGAUCAUUCGAAUAAUGGGGACAAAUCGUUUACUCCUGAAUUUACCAUUUCAACCGAACCCGAUUACACCUCUAAUAAUCAACACAAAAAACAUAAAUGUGGUACUUGGAAUAAAAAUGGAGCUGGUUUUAGAAUUGGAAAUGCACUUGAUAGCGAAUCACAGUUCGGUGAAUUCCCCUCAAUGGUGGCUAUAUUCAAAGAAGAAUUGGCAAAAGACGGUGAAAAAAAACUUGUCUUGAAUUGCGGAGGUUCGUUAAUCGAAAAAGACGUAAUUUUAACAGCCGCUCAUUGUGUGAUAAAGAGCGAUAUUUCAACUGUGGUCGUUCGUGCAGGUGAAUGGGAUUUAAAAACAGAAAAAGAAAUACUUAGUCACCAAGAUCGUAGAGUAUCAAAAAUUGUUACUCAUCCUGAUUAUUACGCAGGAGGACUUUAUAAUGACGUGGCUUUAAUUUUUAUCAAUGAUGCAUUUUCUUUACAAGAUAAUAUCCAACUUAUAUGCUUACCUACACCAAAUGAUAUUUUUAUAAAUGACAUGUGUUAUUCGAGCGGUUGGGGUAAAACUGUUUCUUACAAUAACUAUACUAUUGUUAAGAAAACAGAAUCGGGAAAAAUUAAAGAAACAGGCCAAUACCAAGUCAGUAUAUUGAAAAAGGUUGAACUUCCAAUUGUUCCUCGAAGUCAAUGCAUGGACGCUCUCAGGGCCACUAGACUUGGAUCCAAAUUUGUAUUGCACGACAGUUUUAUAUGUGCCGGUGGUAAAGAAGGGAAGGACACAUGUAAAGGUGAUGGCGGCAGUCCAUUAAUGUGUCCGUAUAAAGAUGAUCCUGAUCAUUUAGUUCAAGUUGGAAUUGUAGCUUGGGGUAUCAAUUGCGGUUUGGCAGAUAUACCCGCGGCUUAUGUUAACGUGGCCGGUUUCACGUACUGGAUUAAAAACGAAAUAGAAAAAAGAGGAACUGAAAAUGUAUAAAUACAGAUAGCGUGUAAGAAUUUUAUUUAAGAUAUAUACAUACAUACAUCCAUAUACACAUAUUAUAAUGUACAAACAUUUUCAAAUGAAAACUUCUAUGAAAAAUAUAUUUAUUUAUUUUUA
Rhopalosiphum padi (bird cherry-oat aphid) is the source of this 1965-nucleotide messenger RNA. RefSeq names its product phenoloxidase-activating factor 2-like. The transcript has 6 exons. The record is from RefSeq and is a predicted model, not a curated record. Gene Ontology annotation, molecular function: serine-type endopeptidase activity. Gene Ontology annotation, biological process: proteolysis. NCBI's taxonomy places the organism in Eukaryota, Metazoa, Arthropoda, Insecta, Hemiptera, Aphididae. Bases 250 to 1842 code for a protein of 530 amino acids.